Messenger RNA from Aspergillus japonicus CBS 114.51, 918 nucleotides. Its product is annotated as mitochondrial 54S ribosomal protein uL16m. NCBI's taxonomy places the organism in Eukaryota, Fungi, Ascomycota, Eurotiomycetes, Eurotiales, Aspergillaceae. Gene Ontology annotation, cellular component: ribosome; mitochondrial large ribosomal subunit. The record is from RefSeq and is a predicted model, not a curated record. The transcript has 3 exons. Gene Ontology annotation, biological process: mitochondrial translation. Bases 85 to 780 code for a protein of 231 amino acids. Gene Ontology annotation, molecular function: structural constituent of ribosome; rRNA binding.
AUAACCUGAAAGUCUGCCGGGAACCCAUUGAAUAUUGCUGAGAUCCGGUAAUUGAGAGGGCCAUUUGCUGCAUUCCAAUUCACAAUGGGUCCCCAGUUCAAGAUGUUCUCCGGGUCUCAAAUGGCCCUGUUCCGGCCUUCAUGCUUCACGACACCUUGCACAGCGCUUCCCCUUUCGCGAUGCUUCUCCACGACCACACCGGCCCUGGAUUGGCUCACUCCCAAGUACGCCGAGGUGUCGAAGUCUCCGAAGGGUCGCCCGCAUGUCCCGACCGGUGGUUCCUCGCGCGGUACGACUGUCGUCUGGGGUGACUACGGCUUGCGGAUGAAGGAUCACGAUCGUCGGUUGCCCGCCCAUUCUCUCAAGAUCGCCGAAGAAACCAUCAAGAGACGCCUGAGGGGUAUGAACUAUACGCUAUACAAGCGAGUCAGCGCGAACAUCGGUGUUUACACCAAGGGUAACGAGCAGCGUAUGGGUAAGGGUAAGGGAAAGUUCGACUACUGGACGGCGAAGGUCGCUGUGAGCAGAAUCGUCUUUGAGCUGAAGGGCGACCUGCACGAGAAGGUUGCCAGAGAAGCUUUCCGUCUGGCCGGUCACAAGCUGCCCGGACUCUGGGAGUUUGUGAAGAAGGGCGAGCCCCCGGUGGUCGGACUGACGAAACUUGGCAACGGAGUGACCCUGGAGAGCCUCAAGCGUGCCCGCAGAAGCCCAGCCCUUGGGAUGGAGAAUCUCCCUACGCCCCCACAGUCGACCUCCUCCAGCCCGUCCGCCUCUCAAUAAAUAGACCCAACGCCCGUUUCGAAUUCUUGGAGAAUCUGUUCAUUACCCAUGUUUUAUUUACAAUUAUCUCGUGGCACCUAAGCCCCGACACCUGAGCCAGGCCCAUAUCCCUGUUCUCUCCUGAGCCUUGCCGCCAGC